Messenger RNA from Colletotrichum fioriniae, 933 nucleotides. NCBI's taxonomy places the organism in Eukaryota, Fungi, Ascomycota, Sordariomycetes, Glomerellales, Glomerellaceae. The record is from RefSeq and is a predicted model, not a curated record.
AUGGCUCAGAACCCCUCAUUAGCUCCAGCAGUCAAGGUGCCCGUUCUGCUGCUCAAGACAAAGUCAACCCCAGGCGACUCGUAUGAGGACCUGCUCUCACGCGAAAGUGACGGGCGUGCCUUUGAACCAGCUUUCGUCCCCGUCCUGCACCACACCUUUCAGGAGCAGGGCAUGGCGACGGUCAGGCACGUCUUGCAGCAACGUGGGAUCAAUGCCGGCACUGACGCCUCUUACGGCGGUCUCAUUUUCACCUCGCAGCGAGCGGUAGAGGCGUUUGCCAGCCUGGUAGAUGAGAAAAAGGGCACUGAAGAAGACUGGCCUCAUCUCCAAAACGUACCAGUCUACAGCGUUGGCCCUGCCACCACACGAGCUCUCCAGUCGGUCUCACAGCACACCCCGUUGCAAAUAUUCGGCGAGCACACGGGCAAUGGCGAUGCCUUGGCCAAGUACAUUUUGAAACACUACGGCCAAUGGUACCAAGACCGGCCGACAAAGCCACCGCUGCUCUUCCUCGUUGGCGAGCAGAGACGGGAUAUCAUCCCAAAAACCCUCAUGGACACCACUUUGCCCAGCGAAAAGAGGACCCAGGUGGACGAGGUCGUGGUCUACGGCACGGGUGUCAUGGAAUCUUUUCCUCAGGACUUUGAGAAACACCUGAAGGACACCGAGGACCGGCCGACGCGGUGGGUGGUUGUCUUCUCCCCGACUGGCUGCGAAGGCAUGCUGCGUGGGCUGGGGAUGCUAGAUGAGUCCACGGGAAAGGUCAAGAAGGACGGGCUCGAGGGACGCAAAACGUUCAUUGCAACGAUCGGCCCGACGACGAGGGACUUUCUAAGACGAACGUUCAACUUGUACCCAGAUGUUUGUGCCGAAGAGCCAAGCCCAGCAGGCGUCCAGCGAGGAAUCCUUGAUUUCAUGGGAAUGCAAAGAUAA